GAACUCUGAUUUCCAGCCCUGCUCUUCUUCUAUCUGGGGCAUCUAAUUUGCUCCCCUCUGGGACUUCUAUUUUUCUUACCAUAUAAACAAAGGCAACUGGUUGUUAGGAGACCAGACGUGCAUGCAGCACUUCCAUCAACAACAGGUGCCCUGUGACUCCCCGGAGAGCAAUGCCUCCGGGGUGAGGCUGCGCAGAAGGUACUUCCAGGUACACAUUGUACCUGAGACUAUGUAUUAUUUAUUGAAACUGAGCUCUGCAUUCUCUUUAUCUUCUGGGCAGCCCUGGAGUUGGGCACCUCCUAAGAUGGAUGCCAGCGGCUAACCCAUAAGGCUCCUCAAAGCUACUUGCUUUCACUCUUUUUCUUACCAAAAAAAUUGUAAGCUACCACCACCGAGCUUUUUAUUAAAGCUUGGAGAGUAAUUGGGAAUGGCAGUUGAGCAACAGAAAGAGGGAUUCCUCUGUGAUUUUUGGAUGUUUCCACAUGGAUUCAAGUUUUGGAUUUUUUAGGGAAAUACUCCACUUUGGAUUUUACAGAUCUGUAAAAGAUACACAGGCUGCAGCUUCUGCCUCCGUUCACUGACUGAUUAUCAUAGUGCUCUGUGAUGUGUGUGUUCGCAUGCUUCGUACUGAGAAGAAAAAUGGGCUAUCUGAAGGUUAUCUUCACCGUUACUUAUGAUAUCUGUGACUGGCCAACAAGGGAAUUUUUUGCAUUUGGGUAACAAAGCCAUUUGGAAUAAAUAUUCCACCGGAUUGUCCAUGUUGGCACAGCUGUUGUUGGCCACCUCAGUACUGCAGGUUGCCAUGCCAAAAUCUCCUAAGGGCAAAAAUGUGUCCUGGGGUUCGGCAGACUCCUACACCAGCCGUCCAUCCGAUUCAGAUGUGUCUCUGGAGGAAGACCGGGAGGCAGUGCGCAGAGAAGCAGAGCGACAGGCCCAGGCCCAGUUGGAAAAAGCAAAGACAAAGCCUGUUGCAUUUGCAGUUCGGACAAAUGUCAGCUACAGUGCAGCCCACGAAGAUGACGUCCCGGUGCCAGGCAUGGCCAUCUCAUUUGAAGCAAAAGAUUUUCUGCAUGUUAAGGAAAAAUUUAACAAUGACUGGUGGAUAGGAAGAUUGGUUAAAGAAGGCUGUGAAAUCGGAUUCAUACCAAGCCCGGUGAAACUCGAAAAUAUGAGGCUACAGCAUGAACAGAGAGCCAAGCAAGGGAAAUUCUACUCCAGUAAAUCAGGAGGAAAUUCAUCAUCCAGUUUGGGUGACAUAGUACCUAGUUCCAGAAAAUCUACACCUCCAUCCUCUGCUAUAGACAUAGAUGCUACUGGCUUAGAUGCAGAAGAAAAUGAUAUUCCAGCAAACCACCGCUCCCCUAAACCCAGUGCAAACAGUGUAACGUCACCCCACUCCAAAGAGAAAAGAAUGCCCUUCUUUAAGAAGACAGAGCACACGCCCCCCUAUGAUGUGGUACCUUCCAUGAGACCCGUGGUCUUGGUGGGCCCUUCUCUGAAAGGGUACGAGGUCACAGAUAUGAUGCAAAAAGCAUUGUUUGAUUUUUUAAAACACAGAUUUGAAGGGCGGAUAUCCAUCACGAGGGUCACUGCAGACAUCUCGCUGGCCAAGCGCUCAGUGUUAAAUAACCCCAGUAAGCACGCAAUAAUAGAACGAUCCAACACGAGGUCAAGCUUAGCGGAAGUUCAGAGUGAAAUAGAAAGGAUUUUUGAACUUGCAAGAACACUGCAACUGGUAGUCCUUGAUGCAGACACUAUUAAUCAUCCAGCUCAACUCAGUAAAACCUCUUUGGCCCCUAUUAUAGUAUAUGUAAAGAUUUCUUCUCCUAAGGUUUUACAAAGGUUAAUAAAAUCUCGAGGGAAAUCUCAAGCUAAACACCUCAAUGUCCAGAUGGUAGCCGCUGAUAAGCUGUCUCAGUGCCCGCCAGAGCUGUUUGACGUGAUCCUGGAUGAGAACCAGCUCGAGGAUGCUUGUGAGCACCUUGCCGACUACCUGGAGGCCUACUGGAAGGCCACCCAUCCUCCCAGCAGCAGUGUCCCCAACCCUCUCCUCAGCCGUACUCUCGCUUCUUCAGCUCUGCCUGUUAGCCCCACUCCUGCCUCUAAUUCACAGCAGGGCUCUCAAGGUGGCCAGAGGACUGAUCGCUCUGCUCCUGCCCGUUCUGCUUCCCAAGCUGAACAAGAACCCUGCCCAGAACCAGUGAAGAAAUCCCAGCACCGGUUUUCCUCCUCGGCCCAGCACCACAACCAUCGCAGUGGUACAAAUCGAGGCCUCUCCAGGCAAGAGACGUUUGACUCAGAAACCCAAGAGAGCCGAGACUCCGCCUAUGUGGAGCCGAAGGAGGAUUACACCCACGAACAUGGGGACCACUAUGUCCCGCAUCGUGACCAUAACCACAGGGAUGAGCCCCACGGGAGUGGUGAGCACAGACACAGGGAGUCUCGGCACCGUGCCAGGGACCUGGACCGAGAGCAGGACCACAACGAAUGCAACAAACAACGAAGCCGUCAUAAAUCCAAGGAUCGCUACUAUGACAAGGAUGGAGAAGGAAUAUCCAAAAAAAGGAAUGAGGCUGGGGAGUGGAACAGGGAUGUUUACAUCCGCCAGUGACUUUGGCCCUUUUGUUUGUUUCUGGUUUUUUUUUUUUAAGUCUUGUAUAACAUCACCCUCAAUCUAAAUCUUUGGGGUUGGCAUUGCAAUCAUACGUGAUCUGUCUUGUAUAUUUUGUAUUGCUGUUGCUUAAGUAGCAAUAGCAUGACAGAGUAUUAAUAUACUUUUUUUUCUU
This is a messenger RNA of Artibeus jamaicensis (Jamaican fruit-eating bat), 2786 nucleotides long. It is a transcript of the gene CACNB2, whose product is annotated as calcium voltage-gated channel auxiliary subunit beta 2. The transcript is spliced from 13 exons. Gene Ontology annotation, biological process: calcium ion transmembrane transport; neuromuscular junction development; regulation of voltage-gated calcium channel activity. Gene Ontology annotation, cellular component: voltage-gated calcium channel complex. Lineage: Eukaryota; Metazoa; Chordata; Mammalia; Chiroptera; Phyllostomidae. The coding region runs from base 674 to 2611 and encodes 645 amino acids. Gene Ontology annotation, molecular function: protein binding; high voltage-gated calcium channel activity. The record is from RefSeq and is a predicted model, not a curated record.